This is a messenger RNA of Acanthoscelides obtectus, 1340 nucleotides long. The record is from the annotation of a GenBank genome assembly. NCBI's taxonomy places the organism in Eukaryota, Metazoa, Arthropoda, Insecta, Coleoptera, Chrysomelidae.
UUCCUAUAGAUCUUGGUGAAAAACUCCAUUGAGAUUCGAGAUCUUCGCACCCACUUUACCUAAGAAAUACCCUUCGGUUGUUAAUGUACAUACGGCAAAUAAUGGAAAAAGGAUCAUCUCAGAAUUGGAGAGAUGUUUUGUUCCAAGCCACAGGUGAAAGCAGAUUGGACGGUACUGCACUUCGUGAAUACUUCAGGCCAUUAGAGGACUGGCUGAGAGACGAGAAUUUGAGAACAGGAGAGUUCGUGGGUUGGCUCUACGACGGCGAUUAUUGUAAGCAAAGCAUCGAGACCGCAGGCUUACAGGUGUAUGGAGGAUUCUACAAUGCUGCCGUGGCUCCAACGUCGAAUUCGAUAGUGAACACCUUGUUAAUAACAGCUUUUAUCUUAUACAGUAAAAGAUUCUUUCAAUGACAAUUCUUGAAAGUCUACGAUAUAUGUAGAAUAAAUAACGAUCUUUGAUAUGUGAACUUACACGAGAGGAAAAGCGUUAUAGAAGUACCAGCACUUUAACAUGACAUAAUUGUGUACAUGCUAUUUUUUGUAUCACUGAGAAAGCCGCUUAUUUAAAUUUUGCUUAGAUGAAAUAAUGUUUAAAGUUCAUUCUUACACUGUAGAUAAUACUUUAUGUGAAUAUUUUGGUGCACCUAAAGCAAUAAUUUCAUUUUAUGUACUCGUAAACUGCCAUUUUUGAAUAGUUAAUCGAAUACACGAACAUUUAUUUCUAAAAUUAGCAGAGAUAUCUAAAAGAUCUUAUAAAUGAAGACUUAUAGGACUAGUAUGCUGCCAUUUUCAAUAUUUAAUCGAAACAUUCAAUAUGAACAUCUAUAUAAUUACAUAUCUAAAAUUGUUAGACUUGGAUUGCUCUCAAAUAUGCUGUCAUAGGACCAUACAUGUUUCUUUCCAGUGUCAUCUUUAAGUUUUUGUACCACGCCCAGUUUAAAGUAAGCCAGUAUUCUAUAUUAGAGGAGCGGAAGCGGUUCGUUUAAAUAUAGGAUUAUUGUACGUACAUGAGAGGUUAAUCCCAAAAGUUGGAUUUCCUAUUUUUUCAACUAACAAAAAGCGAUUAUAUCCAUUAAUUUGUACAUUAUUAUAAAGCCGAUGAUUAUGUAAGAAAUAGACCGAUGUUUAAGCUUUAUGAUGAUGUAUUAGUUAUUGGACAUAGUUUUAAAAGAAUAGGAUACCUUACUUUUGUCAAUAUCCUCGUAUAGAGUGAACAGAUAGUAUUUUGAUAUGGUUGUAUCUUAUAUUAGGCUCAAAUUAAUAUAAAGAAUUAUCGCUGAAAGUGUGAUAUAGUAUUUUUAUAAGAUCUUAUUAAUAUAUUUUUAUGAAUGAAAUAUA